AGAACCCGCCGCUGGUUCUCAGGGAUGUGGAGAAAAGAGCCCGAGCUGCUCUUUCACAACAAACAGCAGGACCCAUGACCCUGACACGAGGAUCCUUCACCUACUCAAAUGGCGAGGAGUACCACGGCGAAUGGAAAGAAGGUCUGCGUCACGGCCUGGGUCAGCUGACCUUCAGCGACGGGACCUGCUACACCGGACAGUUUGAGAACGGCCUGUUCAACGGCUGCGGGAUCCUGGUGUUCACCGACGGCUCCAGGUAUGAAGGGGACUUUGUGCAGGGGAAGUUCCACGGCGUGGGCGUCUUCACCCGCUUCGACGGGACGAGGUUCGAGGGCGAGUUCAGAAGCGGAUGUGUGGACGGACACGGAGUCCUGACGGCUGUGGACGGAGGCCCCCCCGGCGGUGGAGGCAGCAGCCACGAGGGCCUGUUUGAGACCAACCAGCUGAUCAGGAGAGAGAGCGGCCAGGGAGCUGUGCCGAGGGCCCAGGCAGCCGCCGCCAGGGCCCGGGCUCUGGCCAUGUGACCCUAACUGCAUCAGCCCCAGUGCCCCCAGUACCAGGGUCACCCUCGUCCCACCAUCCCCCCCAUUGGUUUGAGCAGCUGAUUAUGUCAUCUUUUCCUUUUCUUUGGUUUCUCUUCCACUUUUCUUUGACUGCGAUGUCAAGUAGGUUCUUUCUUUGGUUCUUUCCAUGCAUUGAUCUACUGGUUUUGUUCUGUCUCAUACAGUAAGCUGCAGGAUGCUCUAGAAACCAGUGUCUCCAGUGUCAUCAAUCUGCUUUUCUGCCACAGAUUCAGGAUCAGCUGAGCCAAACACAGGUUUGCUGUUCAGUUAACACGCUGGUGCUUAAUCUGAUUCAGGGUCAGCUCACCUGACAAAACACAAACUCUGGAUUCUAAUGUGCAUAUGGACGUUUUCUAGUAAACGUUGAUUUGGUGAUUUUCACGUCAAGCAGCGUCUGUGUGGGUUUAAACUGGGAUCAUUUAACUUAUCAAAACUUAAUAUUAUUCUAUAACAUUUCCUUACAUUAGCUUACAUUAGAUAAACCCUAGCUAACUUAAUUAGCUCGUAAAUUAGCAUCUCUUCUCAUCGCUUCAGUUCUGAGCUGCUCGGCCAUGUUGCUAUUUUCACUCAUAUGAAUAAAAUCUUAAUCUCACUCACUAAUCUGACUUUGACAUCAGAUCUGAAUAGUAAUCACUUCCUGAUUGAAUCCAUUACCAUUUCUAAUUAGAUUCAACUUUCAUCAUUUGCAAGCAAUUAAAGUCACAGAUAACUCUACUCUACUCUACUCUCUCUCUCUCUCUCUCUCUCUCUCUCUCUCUCUCUCUAUCUCUCUCUCUCUCUCUCUCUCAGCAGCUUGUUUACAUUGUGUAGCUACAACCGGAGAAAGAGACGAGCAGCAGAAUCUAGAAACUGUUGAUUAAACGUGUCUGUAGAGCUGAAAUAACAGAGUUUACAUACCACGCACAACAAGUUACUUAAGUGUUUGAGAUAUAUUAAAAUUAUUAUAACAAUCUGUCAAUAAUUGGUCUGCUGUUACAUUGCAGAAGGUUUUUCAGAAGUUCUUACUUUUCUUGCUCAACAGUGAUUUACUAAGAGCUUUGUCUUUAAUCCUAUUCACCCAACUACGCAGGGAAAUAAGGUCAAACAUGUUUUAUAUGAACUCUUUAUUUAAUUUUCCUCACAGAAAGAAUCGCGUCACCUUCAGUUAUUAAACUUACAUAUAGUUUAUCUUGUAUUGAAGGCAACUCAUUUCCAACAGUUAUUAGAUGAUGAAAAAAAUAACCUUGAGCAGCUCUUUCAUUAAAGAUCUUCUGGAAACAGCUUCUGCUUAUAAACUAACCUCGAAGCACAGUUUCUGAAAUACCAGAGUAUUUCCUGUAUUGCAGUUUUUCUUUACCAUAAAAUACAUUUGAAGAUACUGAUGGACUCUGGAUAUUAAAGCUUCAGCCCAUUGAUCCCCAGUUUGAACUUGGACAUUGAGACGUGUUUUGACCUUUAAGUCACCAGGUCAGUUUCCUGCCUUCCUGUUUAAACCUGACCUGACAUCCGACCUCUUACUGGUGCUCCGCUCCCAGUACCUGAAAUGUUUACGACCAGUUAG
Molecule: messenger RNA, 2103 nt
Organism: Platichthys flesus (European flounder)
Lineage: Eukaryota; Metazoa; Chordata; Actinopteri; Pleuronectiformes; Pleuronectidae
Product: MORN repeat-containing protein 4-like
Exons: 5
Coding region: 75-524 (149 amino acids)
Source: RefSeq, a predicted model, not a curated record